Heterocephalus glaber (naked mole-rat) is the source of this 3270-nucleotide messenger RNA. It is a transcript of the gene Faap100, whose product is annotated as FA core complex associated protein 100. Gene Ontology annotation, biological process: interstrand cross-link repair. The record is from RefSeq and is a predicted model, not a curated record. Gene Ontology annotation, cellular component: Fanconi anaemia nuclear complex; nucleoplasm. Lineage: Eukaryota; Metazoa; Chordata; Mammalia; Rodentia; Bathyergidae.
CGUGGGAAGCCGUAAAGCGUCGGAGGCGGUGCCGCCCCCGCUGGGUUCCCCCUCACGAUGGCGGGCACUGAACCGCGCGUGCAGUAUCUGGCGGGCUUCUCCUGUCCGCUCGGAGGCUUGGCGGCGGGCAAGCCCCGUGUGCUGUGCCACGAGGCGGAGGUUUUCCUUUCCACGGGGAGCGAGUUCGUCUACGUGUACGACCAGGAGGGCGGGCUGCUGACCGCUGUGUACCAGUUCCCCGACCAGGUGUGGCACCUGCAGCUCCUGGCCCUUCGCAGGGCGCUCUACGUUCUGUGCGCCCGGAGAGGCAUCUACUGCCUGUCAUUGGAGCCUCCGACAAGAAGGUCUGCGAGCCAGACAAAUGAGGACAACGAGGACGGUGAACUCCCUUCCCCAGUGAUCACUGUGGACCCAGAUGCCUGCGUCCUCCCAGAUACCACGCUCUGCGCGUUCACUGUACAUGAUGAUAUCCUCGUGGCCCUGGUCCAGGGCCCUGCCCAGUGGAAGAUGCAGCUGUUUGAGCGUCCUGGUCCGGGGGAGGACCGCUGGCCAGGAGGCCUGGUUGGUGAGGUGGAGUUAUCCACCUGCACCCCGCCAGCUGGGGUGCCAGGGAAGCUGACAGCCCCCUGCUUCCUGCCAGUGCUGUGCUGUGUGUCACCACCAGGCUCCGGGGUGCCAAGCGGCCAUCCCCAGGGCUGUGGGGGCUUCAUGUUGGAGGAGGCUCUCUUUGGGCUACUCUUUGGAGCAGAUGCCACCCUCUUGGAGUCACCUGUGAUCCUCUGUGGUCUCCCUGAUGGGCAGCUCUGCUGUGUGGUCUUGAAGGGUUUGGUCACCUCUAGGUCAGCCCCUGGUGACCCAAAGGCCCUUGUCAAGAUCCUCCAUCACCUAGAGGAGGCCAUCGUCUUCAUUGGGGCCUUGAAGACAGAGCCUCAGGCUGGGGAGGCUGUGGAGAGUAUGCCACCCUGUGAGGACGUGUACUCAGACUGUUUGGUGGCCCUUGGUCACCAUGGACGGACAUUGGCCGUCAAAGCCAGCUGGAACAAGUCAGGGAAUCUGGUACCAGAGCUUCGAGAGUAUCUCCUCCCAGGGCCUGUGCUCUGUGCUGCCUGUGGUGGAGGCAGCCGCAUGUACCACAGCACCCCUUCAGACCUCUGUGUGGUAGACCUGGCUCUCGAGGGCACCCCCUUGAACUCCCAGCACCCACAGUGUGGAGCCCCUGGAGGCCUGCCCCCCAUGCUAUGCCCAGCCAGCUUGAGCAUCUGCAGUGUCCUUACUCUCUCUGUGUUAUCUGGGACACCUGCAGGUGGCACUGAGCUCCUGGCCCUGUCGGCCAAAGGCUGCCUGAUGACCUGCCGGCUAGACCUGAACUCUGAGAGGCCUGGUCCCACCAGAAUGACCACAGAAAACGCAGGCCGGAAAAUCAAGGAACUUCUCUCUGGCAUCGGCAACGUCUCUGAGAGAGUGUCCUUUUUGAAGAAGGCUGUUAAUCAACGGAACAAGGCCUUGACGAGCCUCAACGAGGCCAUGAACGUGAGCUGCGCCCUGCUGUCCAGCCGGGAGGGCCCCCCACCAGUCUCGUGCACCACCACCACUGCCUGGAGCCGCCUGCAGCUGCAGGACGUGCUGAUGGCCACCUGCCUGCUGGAAAACAGCAGUGACUUCAGCCUGGACCAGGGCUGGACCUUGUGCAUCCAGGUGCUCACCAGCUCUUCUGCCUUGGAUCUGGACUCUGCCGGCUCGGCUGUCACCUACACCAUCCCUGUGGACAGGCUCAGCCCCGGCAGCCAGCGCGAAGUGACGCUGCCCCUGGGCCCUAGUGAAAGUGGGGUGCUCGACUUGCCUGUGACCGUGAACUGCACGCUCUUCUACAGCCUCCGGGAGGUGGUGGGUGGGGCCCUGGCUCCCUCCGAUCCCCUCGAGGACCCCUUUCUGGAAGAGCAGCCCCUCGACCUCCUUCCAGAGCAGGAGGGCAUCUGCUUGCCCCUGAGCAGGCACACGGUGGACAUGCUGCAGUGUCUGCGUUUCCCCAGCCUGGUCCCACCCCACGGGCACGUAGCCUGCCCCCUUGCCCCUGCCGCCGACCUGGUGGACACCUUCCUGGAAACAUGCCGUGCUCCAAGCAGUGACCUGGCAGGCCCCGCAGCCCUGCGGGCUAAGUACCUCCCACCUUCCAUAGCCUCCAUCCGAGUGUCGGCAGAGCUGCUCAGGGCUGCCCUGGAGGACAGUCACUCAGGUGUCCCCCUCUGCAGUGCCACCCUGCAGUGGCUCCUCGCAGAAAAUGCUGCCCUGGACAUCGUGAGGGCCCAAGCACUGUCUUCCGUUCAGGGCGUGGCCCCCGACGGCACUGACAUCCACCUCAUCAUCCAAGAGGUGGCCGUGACUGACCUCUGCCUAGCAGGGCCCAUCCAGGCUGUGGAGAUCCAGGUGGAGAGCUCCUCUUUGGCUGACAUGUGCAGGAUACACCACGCCAUUGUUGGGCGCAUGCAGGGCCUCCAGACACGGGCUCCCACCUCAGGAUGCAUCCCCCCAACCCAUGUCCCCCAGACGAUGGUCAUGGAGCAGGCUGCCCGGGGCUCCAGCCCACCUGACCUCCGUGUGCAGUAUCUCCGCCAGAUCCAUGCCAACCAUGAGGCGCUGCUGCGCGAGGUGCAGACCCUGCGUGACCGACUGUGCACGGAGGAUGAAGCCGUCUCCUGCGCCACAGCCCAGCGGCUCCUCCAGGUGUACAAGCAGCUGCGCAGCCCAAGCCUCGUCCUGCUGUGAGCAGCUGCUGGACCACUCCUCACGGCAGCUGCUCUUCCUGCUGAGCCGGCUGUGCACAGGACGCUCCACCAGACGCUGCAGACCACGAUCGGGACCACUGCCGGCCCAGUGGGCAGGCCACGGAGACAGGGAUUCUGGGGUCGGGACUGGGGGUUUGUGACUGUGGUCCCUGCUCUUCCCACCACACCCCAGGAGCACCAAGGCCCCUCUGGGGCUACUGGGAGGGAAGGUGCUCCCUGCAACCAAAGCACAAAGCCCUGCCUGCUGCACCGUGGAGGGGCCGUGGUGGCCUGCAGCCAGAACCUCAGCCCGGCCCUGUGCUCUCUUCAGGGCCACCUGGGUGUGGGGCUGUGGCCCAACUGCAGCCUGCCCUUGGCCUGGUGCUGUUUUUACUACUGGGGGUGACUGUGUAUCUGGACCUUGUGGCGCUCCAUGCCCGCUCCUGCUGUGAGCCGUCUGUGAUGUGUAAGGUGCUCUGCUGACAAGUGACCCUUUUGGUUGACUCUA